Molecule: messenger RNA, 1215 nt
Organism: Durusdinium trenchii
Lineage: Eukaryota; Dinophyceae; Suessiales; Symbiodiniaceae
Source: the annotation of a GenBank genome assembly
AUGGACGCAGACUACGAGGUGAUGAGCGAAGAGCUGGAUCCGGCGGAUGGCAGCAACUACACAGGCCUGUCCGCGGCGUCGCAUGGUGCUGUGGCAAGGGCGAAGAUGGGGUGGGGAACGAAUGGCACAAUGGCAGAAGCCUACACGCAGGAAGCCUACCCCACCACCGACUUGAAGGACAACUUCUGCCGCAAUCCUUACAACGCGGAGACGGCAACAGAUGAUACGAAGGCGAGCACCAUUUGGUGCUUCACCUCCGAUAGUGAGGUCCUUUGGCAGGAGUGUCAGCCCAUCGGUGUGCUUCGCCCAGUCUGCCAGAAUGGCUAUGCCGUCACCGACGAGUCCAUCCGCACCGUCUUGGAGCUUUUGAUCCUUUGCUUCUGCAGCCGAAUUCGAGAAGCCAUCGCAAUUAACAAGGUGGCAGCGAUCUUUGUGGCCAGCAACCCGGUGGUGAUCGUCGUGCCACUGGUUCAGGCGGUGGUCGCAGCUCUUUGGAUAGGCCUGUGGGUCUUCUUCGCCUCCUUCCUCCUCUCGCAAGCGCAUGGAACAGUAGACACCCCGGGGCAAUGUACUGGCCAGUGGCCCAUGGGCUUCGCCUACAAGGCGAGCAGAUGUGAGCAGACAGACGAUGACAAUUGCGAUUUGGUGAAUGGUACCUACCACUGCUGGAGGUGUGCGCAACCGCGCUACGCCUUUGACGUGCGCUUUGCAGUCUCCUUCUUCAUGCUGUUGUGGAACAAUGCCUUUAACAUCGCUUGUGGGCAGUUCAUCGUGGCUGGCGCUGCAGCCGCCUGGUUCUUCACUCCAAACUCGGAGAAGGGGAAGAAAGGAGUUGUGCGACAGUCCUUGUUCUGGGCCUUCAGGUACCAUUUUGGUUCCUUGGCCUUUGGCUCCUUCAUCAUUGCGGUGGUGGAAUUCAUCAGGUAUACUUUGCUCUAUUUGCAGAAGCAAGCAGAGGCACAGAAGAACCGGGUGAUGGUGUGCAUUUUGAGAAUCACCCGCUGCUGCCUGUGGUGCUUGGAGAAGUUCAUCAAGUUCAUCAACAAGUCACCUGGCCCACAUAGACCCGUUGGUGACGUUUCACGCCGUGUCUCCGGUGUGUUUCUUCUCUACCUGGUUCGGGUUCUCGGCAUGUCGCGGUUGAAAGAGUCCGGGCCCCAGAGAAGAUUGCCUAUGGAUGCCUAUGGUAAGAACCCUGCUCGCAUGCCUUUUUGA